This is a messenger RNA of Tripterygium wilfordii, 1709 nucleotides long. RefSeq names its product ubiquitin receptor RAD23b-like. The record is from RefSeq and is a predicted model, not a curated record. Gene Ontology annotation, cellular component: nucleoplasm; cytosol. The coding region runs from base 277 to 1350 and encodes 357 amino acids. The transcript is spliced from 11 exons. NCBI's taxonomy places the organism in Eukaryota, Viridiplantae, Streptophyta, Magnoliopsida, Celastrales, Celastraceae. Gene Ontology annotation, molecular function: ubiquitin binding; polyubiquitin modification-dependent protein binding; proteasome binding. Gene Ontology annotation, biological process: nucleotide-excision repair; proteasome-mediated ubiquitin-dependent protein catabolic process.
GCACCCAAGCUCUCACUUUCUACAAUUUACCCAACUUCACAGUCACUUCUCCGUUGUCGUCCACUUCUCUGUAGUUGGAUCUCGGGUUACGGUGUUUCAGAUUGGGUCUUCUAUUUUGCGAUACAUACAGUGUAGAUCGAUUCUGACGACUACGCUUGCAACUGAUCUUUUAGGAGAGGACUCUGCUGCUAGCCUUUGGUGCAGUUUCUAGGGUUUUAUCGUCGUAGAAGAGAGCUGUUGUUUGACCCAGAUUCUCUCUUUUGCCAUCGUUCGAAAAUGAAGCUCACUGUUAAAACGCUGAAAGGCAGUCACUUUGAAAUCAAGGUCCAUGGCACUGACACUGUUAUGGCUGUGAAGAAGAACAUCGAAGAUGUGCAAGGGAAAGACAAUUACCCAUGUGGACAGCAGUUGUUGAUUCACAAUGGGAAGGUGUUGAAAGAUGAAACUACAUUGCUAGAUAACAAGGUCACAGAAGACGGUUUCCUUGUUGUCAUGCUUAGUAAGAGUAAAACAUCAGGCUCAGCUGGGGCUUCUUCUACUAUGCCUGCUUCAACAACUGUAUCCACAGCUGCACCAGCUUCAAAUCUGACUCCUACACCUGGAGGUGCUGCACAAGAAUCUGUACUAAGUGAUACGUACAGUCAAGCUGCUUCAAAUUUGGUUGCUGGUAACAGUCUUGAGCAGACAAUUCAACAGCUAAUGGACAUGGGUGGUGGCAGCUGGGACAAAGAAACAGUUACUCGUGCACUUCGAGCAGCAUAUAACAACCCAGAACGGGCUGUAGAUUAUUUAUACUCUGGUAUUCCAGAAACUGCAGAAGUUGCUGUGCCAGUGGGUCAUAAUCCUGUUAGUCAGGUGACUGAAACAGGUGCAACCCCUGCUUCGUCGGUAUCUCAAGCUCCUAAUACAUCACCCUUUAAUAUGUUUCCUCAGGAAACACUCUCUGGGGGAGGUGGUGGUGAUGGAUCCCUUGAUUUCCUUAGAAACAAUCAGCAGUUCCAAGCAUUGCGGUCAAUGGUGCAAGCAAACCCACAAAUUUUGCAGCCAAUGCUUCAGGAGCUUGGAAAGCAGAAUCCCCAACUUUUAGGAAUGAUUCAAGAGCAUCAGGCGGAGUUCCUUCAGUUAAUAAAUGAACCUCUUGAAGAUUCUGAAGGGGACAUAUUUGAUCAGCCGGAGCAAGAUAUGCCUCAUGCUAUCAAUGUGACACCAGCCGAACAGGAGGCAAUUGAACGACUGGAGGCGAUGGGUUUUGAUAGAGCCCUUGUAAUUGAGGCAUUCCUGGCUUGCGAUCGCAACGAAGAAUUGGCAGCCAACUACCUUCUAGAAAAUGCGGCAGAUAUUGAGGAUUGAGUUGCUAACUUUCUUGGACUUCAUAGGUCCGAUGUUGCAGAUGGAUCCUUGCCCUUGUCAGCAUCCUUGGUAAUGUUUACUGAAUAGAAGCUCUGUGACUACCAUGGAUAAAAAAAAGAUUUCCUAUUUUAUGUUAUUGAAUAAUUUUGAUAUAGGUGCCCUGAAUAUUUAUUAUUUUCUGUUCCGACAAUAGAUUUCUAUUGUCAGACGUAACAAGGGAUUGAGUUUUGUUUGUCACCAGAUGAAAUUUGUAACAAUUUAAACACUUUUUGUCACAAAAUCCAUUCAGGGGCUUGCUUGUAUGUUUCUUGAGAUUGGAUUGCCAUUACAAUUAUAGCGCUGAUGGUGUCAAUGGGUCA